Scatophagus argus is the source of this 8685-nucleotide messenger RNA. It is a transcript of the gene gbf1, whose product is annotated as golgi brefeldin A resistant guanine nucleotide exchange factor 1. Gene Ontology annotation, biological process: regulation of ARF protein signal transduction. The transcript is spliced from 40 exons. Gene Ontology annotation, molecular function: guanyl-nucleotide exchange factor activity. Lineage: Eukaryota; Metazoa; Chordata; Actinopteri; Scatophagidae. The record is from RefSeq and is a predicted model, not a curated record. Bases 315 to 5936 code for a protein of 1873 amino acids.
AAGCUGAGACUGCAGAGCUUUUCCACGUCAGUGUGUUUACCAAGACCAGAUUGACAGCUGCAGGAAGGUGUUCAGUUUAUUCACUUAUGGAGCGUUUUUUUGAACAGUGAAUUAAUAAAAGGUGUUUUGGAAUAUUACGUUAUCGCGCACUGGAAUGUCCGACAUUUUUGGUUUGUUUUUUUGUCGUUGUGAACUGAACUUUGGGCUUCUUCAUUCACUGUUGGCUGGCUAGCCUGCUAGCUUGCUGAGCUGAGCUAGUAUUAGCUGCAGCAGGACUCCGUCUUUGAAAUAACAGCCACAUACAGGAAAGCACUAUGGUUGACAAGAAAAUCUACAUCGUCCAGGGUGAAAUUGGUACUGUUGUUGGAGCUAUCAAGAGGAACUCCAGAUGGAAUACUCACACUCCACUGGAUGAAGAACAGGACCCGCUACUUAACAGCUUUGGCCACCUGAAGGAAGUACUCAACAAUAUAAAAGAGCUGUCAGAUGUUGAACCCAACAUUUUCCUGAGACCCUUCCUAGAAGUGGUCCGCUCUGAGGACACCACGGGACCAAUCACAGGCCUUGCCCUCACCUCUGUCAAUAAGUUCCUUUCCUAUGGUCUUAUAGAUGCUAACCAUGAAGCAGCAGCAGAGGCCAUUGAGAACAUGGCCGAUGCGGUCACGCACGCUAGAUUUGUAGGAACGGACCCUGCCAGUGAUGAAGUUGUCCUUAUGAAGAUUCUUCAGGUCCUGAGGACUCUGCUGCUGACGCCAGUUGGAGCCCACCUGACCAACGAGUCUGUUUGUGAGAUCAUGCAGUCCUGCUUCAGGAUCUGCUUCGAGAUGCGUCUAAGUGAGUUACUCAGGAAGUCAGCUGAACAUACACUGGUCGAUAUGGUGCAGCUACUGUUUUCCAGACUGCCACAGUUCAAAGAGGAGGCAAAGAGUUAUGUGGGUGCCAACAUGAAGAAGUUGAAGAUGCGUGCUGGUGGGAUGAGUGAGUCAUCCAAAUGGAAGAAGCAGAAACGCUCUCCAAGGCCGCCCCGCCACAUAGUCCGCAGUCCCUCGGGUCAGAUGGAUCCAAGCCAAUCCAACACCCUCAGCAACAACAACCUUUCAGGUGGUGUCCCAUUCAUUGAGCAAGGCUUGUCCAACUCUUUACCAUCUUCAGACAGCGCUGGUUCAUCCAUUUGUAGCCCUACAACCACAGACAGUGGCUUGGACACCUGUUCCAAAGCCACCUCCAGAGAAGACUUGUCUGACUUGGAACAAUGCAACUCAUCUGCAGCUGCUGCUACCACUCUGUCUGGGACUGAAUCUGGCUCUCUGGAUGCACAGUCUGAAAUUGGACCAGCUCAAUCAGCCUCAGUGGAGUCUAUCCCAGAGGUUCUGGAGGACAAAGAAUCCAUGACAGAGCAGUCAGACAACACCUCUGUCCAUGACAUGGACUAUGUCAACCCCCGAGGAGUCCGUUUCACCCAGUCCACACAAAGAGAUGGAGCAUCGCUCAUCCCUUAUGGCCUGCCAUGUCUAAGGGAGCUUUUUCGCUUCCUGAUCUCGCUGACCAACCCCCAUGACCGCCACAACACUGACGCCAUGAUGCACAUGGGCUUGCAGCUUCUGACUGUAGCCCUUGAGUCGGGACACAUUGCUAACUACCAGUCUUUACUAGGACUGGUCAAAGAUGAGCUCUGCAGACAUCUCUUUCAGCUGCUGAGUGUGGAUCGUAUGAACUUAUACGCUUCAUCCAUACGAGUUUGCUUCUUGCUUUUUGAAAGCAUGAGGGUACAUCUGAAGUUUCAGCUUGAGAUGUACCUGAAGAAACUGAUGGACAUUAUCACGUCAGAGAACAUUAAGAUGCCCUAUGAGAUGAAGGAGAUGGCUCUGGAGGCACUGGUCCAGCUGUGGAGGAUCCCUAGCUUUGUCACUGAGCUCUACAUCAACUAUGACUGUGACUUCUACUGCUCGAAUCUGUUUGAGGACCUCACUAAGCUGCUGUCAAAGAAUGCAUUCCCGGUGUCAGGACAGCUCUACACCACCCACCUCCUGUCACUGGAGGCUCUGCUCACAGUGAUUGACAGCACUGAAGCUCACUGCCAGGCCAAGGUGGUCAACAGCACUGCUCAACAAGACCAGUCAGAAACUGCACUGCUGGCAGAGGGAGAAGGUUCAACCAACAACGGAACAGACACUUCAGCUGAUCUGAAUAGACUUGUUAGUACCAAUGGUCUGAAUCUCGCGCAAGCUGAGGAUAUACCAGUGUGUCCACCAACCAGUGGGCAUCAGAUGGCAGAGAAGAUGAGACUAGGUAGACAGGACCAAGGAGAUAGUGACAUUGCUGAGAAGAGACUCCAGAAAAAACCACAACGUUUCUCAUCAUAUUUACCUGAUUCCCAAGAAUUGAUGGAAAUUAGAACAAAGAAAAAGUUGCUGAUAACAGGCACAGAGCAGUUUAAUCAGAAGCCCAAGAAGGGAAUCCAGUUCCUGCAGGAGAAAGGCCUCCUCAGUAACCCCAUGGACAACAACCAGGUAGCCCAGUGGCUCAGAGAAAACCCCAGACUGGACAAAAAAAUGAUUGGCGAGUACAUCAGUGAUCGCAAGAACAUGGAGCUCCUGGACAGCUUUGUAAAUACAUUCACCUUCCAGGGGCUUCGUAUUGAUGAGGCCCUGCGGCUCUACCUGGAGGCCUUUAGACUGCCUGGAGAGGCUCCUGUCAUCCAGAGACUCCUGGAAACCUUCACAGAUAACUGGCAUAAGGUGAAUGGCUCUCCUUUCAUGACCAACGAUGCGGGCUUUGCGUUGGCCUAUGCUGUCAUAAUGCUGAACACUGACCAGCACAACCACAAUGUCCGCAAGCAGAACAUCCCCAUGACUCUAGAGCAAUUCAAGAAAAAUCUGAAGGGAGUUAAUGGAAACAAAGACUUCGACCAGGACAUGUUGGAAGACAUCUACACCGCUAUCAAGAGUGAGGAGAUUGUGAUGCCAGAUGAGCAGACAGGGCUGGUGAAAGAGAACUACGUAUGGAGUGUCUUGCUACACCGUGGUGCCACACCUGAGGGUGUUUUCCUCCACCUGCCACCUGGAAGCUACGACCAUGACUUGUUCACCAUGACGUGGGGCCCGACCAUCGCUGCUCUCUCUUAUGUGUUUGACAAGAGCUUGGAUGACAACAUCAUCCAGAAGGCCAUCACUGGCUUCAGGAAAUGUGCAAUGAUAGCUGCUCACUAUGGCUUCAGUGAUGUUUUCGACAAUUUGAUCAUCUCUCUGUGCAAGUUCACCACUCUGAGCAGUGAGUCUGUGGAAAACCUUCCUACAGUGUUUGGCAGCAACAGUAAGGCACAGACAGCAGCCAAGACAGUGUUUGACCUCGCCCAUCGGCAUGGCAACAUCCUGAGGGAGGGCUGGAAGAACAUCAUGGACUCCAUGCUGCAGCUGUUCAGAGCUGAGCUCUUGCCCAAAGCCAUGGUCGAGGUGGAGGAUUUUGUGGAGCCAAACGGGAAGAUUUCUCUUCAAAGAGAGGAAACACCUUCAAAUCGUGGUGAGUCAGCAGUACUGAGUUUUGUCAACUGGUUGACGCUAAGUGGAGCUGAGCAGUCAGGACUCAGAGGACCAUCCACAGAAAACCAGGAGGCCAAGCAGGCUGCUAUCCUCUGCAUAAAGCUAUGUGACCCAGAAAAGCUGAUCACAGAGAGCAAAUUCCUGCAGCUGGAGUCUCUACAGGAGCUAAUGAAGGCUCUGAUAUCAGUCACCCCAGAUGAAGAGACCUAUGAUGAAGAGGAUGCUGCCUUCUGCUUGGAGAUGUUGCUGCGUAUAGUUCUGGAGAACCGAGAUCGUGUGUCGUGUGUGUGGCAGACCGUGCGUGACCACCUCUACCACCUUUGUGUCCACGCCAAUGAGAGCUGCUUCCUGGUGGAAAGGGCGGUGGUGGGACUCCUUCGACUCGCAAUCCGCCUGCUGAGACGAGAAGACAUCAGCUCUCAGGUUCUCCUCUCCCUGCGUCUCCUGCUGAUGAUGAAACCUCCUGUGUUGUCCAGGGUCAGCAGAGAGGUGGCUUAUGGCCUUCAUGAGCUGCUGAAGACUAAUGCAGCCAAUAUCCACUGCACAGACGACUGGUACACACUCUUCUCCCUGCUGGAGUGCAUCGGAGCUGGAAUCAAACCUCCUGCUUCUUUCCAGAUUGCCUCCAGCACAACUGAAAAUGACACAGGAGCCCAGUCAGAUAGUGAGCUGCCACCUCAUCAUCUCAGUGAAGUGAGCAUAGACCGUGGCUAUACUUCUGACUCAGAGGUCUACACUGAGCACAGCAAGAACAGGAUCCCUCGCUCCACAACAGACGUCGAUGUGGCCAGCAGUGGAUGGCUCAUGGUGGGAAAGGAUGACCUGGAGAUGAGUAAAACCCCUCUGGUCAGCUCUAAAGUUCAGCUGAAUCACCCGUUGGUUAACCAGUACAGUCUGACGCUGGGGCAGGAUCUGGGCCAGCAUGACACCAAGUCUCUCAUCAAAUGUGUGGAAACGCUCUCUUUCAUCGUCCGUGAUGCUGCCCACGUCACUCCUGACAACUUUGAGCUGUGUGUUAGAGCUAUACGAGUGUUUGUGGAGGCCAGCCUCAAUGGAGGUUACCGCAACCAUGACAAGAAGAAAAGCCACAAGUAUGACUCCUCCAAGUCAAGGAUGAGGAAGAAGGCAGGAGGAAAGGAAAAGGAGGGUGGAGGUGGUACGAGGCGCGGUGGCAGCCGUGUAACCAGCCAGCGUCCAUCACGUUCCCACAGCGAUGAUGAGGAGGACGAGGGUGUCCCAGCUAGCUACCACACGGUGUCAUUACAGGUUAGUCAGGACCUGUUAGACCUGAUGCACACACUGCACACCCGGGCUGCCAGUAUCUACAGCUCCUGGGCAGAGGAGCAGCGCCAUCUGGAGGCUGCAGGCAGGAAGAUCGAGGCCGACUCCCAGACUCUUUGGACCAGCUGCUGGUGUCCGCUGCUGCAAGGCAUUGCUUGGCUGUGUUGCGAUGCCAGGCGACAGGUCCGUAUGCAGGCCCUCACAUACCUCCAGAGGGCACUGUUGGUGCACGAUCUGCAGACACUUGACGCAACUGAGUGGGAAUCCUGCUUCAAUAAGGUGCUUUUCCCCCUGCUGACUAAGCUGCUUGACAAUAUCAGCCCAGCAGAUGUGGGUGGUAUGGAGGAGACCAGGAUGAGAGCCUGCACACUCUUGUCAAAGGUUUUCCUCCAGCACCUCUCUCCUCUGCUCUCCCUGCCAACCUUUGCUGCCCUCUGGCUCACCAUUCUGGAUUUCAUGGACAAGUACAUGCAUGCAGGAUCCAGUGACUUGCUGUUGGAGGCAAUCCCCGAGUCUCUGAAGAACAUGCUGCUGGUUAUGGACACUGCUGGGAUCUUCCACAGCGCUGACUCCAGGACAGGAUUCUCAGACUUGUGGGAAAUAACCUGGGAACGAAUCGUCUGCUUCCUGCCUCACCUGAGGGAGGAGCUGUUCAAACAGACCGUCAUACCAGAUCCAGUACUCAGUCCUCCAGCAGAGCCUGUGCAGCCAACACCCCAAGCAGGUCGGCCCCCAUCCCCUCAAGCAUCUCCACCGCCUGCCCAGCUGCCCCCUUCAGUCCCAGUUCCAGUUACCCCUGCAGAGACACAAACCCCCAGCAGGCCAGCAUCACCACAGGAGUCCCAACCGACCAGUGCCAACGGAUCAGACCGAUCGUCUCCGGUGCCGCCAUCCAUUCCCCCCAUGCCCAUGCCCCUGACGGCGUCCCCUGCACAGGGUCCUUCACCCUUGAGCCAGUCCCCCCUCAUCCUGCAGCCCCUCGCCUCUCCCCUGCAGGUGGGUGUCCCGCCCAUGUCCCUGCCAAUCAUCCUGAACCCCGCCCUUAUUGAAGCCACAUCCCCUGUACCGCUGCUUCCAAGUCCGAGACCUACGAGCCCUUCUGACGAGGUCAAGUAAGAGAAGUCAGCAUCUCCCGUUUAACAACUGGACCCAACAGACCUCAGCUUAACGCCAACAUUUGCUUGUGCCCCGGUUCUUUAAAAAAGAUGUAAUAUGUACGAGAAGAGAAAUAACAUGUGACACCUCAACUGUACCGCGUUUAAUUUCGAGGAAAACUCCCCUUAAACAUGUGACGCUGUUACACCACUUGUUGGUGCACGUUACGCUCUUUGGCCUAUUUAUGUGAUUAGCAUAUUCUUCUUCCAGCAUUUUUAAACUCAGACUCACAUCAGAUAUAUUUUAGACCAACACAACUAAAUAAAUUAAAUAGAAAAUAAAGAAAAUCCAGUAAUUCCCCCGCCACAGUUUCUUCGGAGUGUAAGGUGUUACCAUCAGACCUGAGCCCAUCGGUUUCUAUAUUUAAAAAGCCCCUCACAAAUAUAUAAUGUUUCAGAAGGCUCAGUCUUUCCCUAAACCAGCUGCUCGACUUAGUUUUUAACAGUUGUUACUCAAACAGGAAGAAAAAGCGCAUUUGUUAGGGACUUUUUUCAAUGCUCGAUGUUCUAGUUAGCACUUUGGGCAGCAGGACAGCAUAUGUGUGACGAAAUAGUCUAAAUAAACUACACUGGUGGCACACAGGAAGAAGCCACACAGGGUGUAUCCACACACACACACACACACACACACACACACACACACACACACACACACACACACACACACACACACACACACACACGAUACUCGGUGUCGUGAUUUCAUUGACGGCCCUGCUUUGAACACUUUGUUCUAAAAAAGGCAUCCAGGAUGAACUUUGUGUCACAGAUUGAUUAAAUCCUUUGCAGCAGUUUCCAUAUGUGAGGAUGCAGUUCCUGUUAUUAUCAACAUCAGGUUUGUGGGGGUUUUUUUAGAACGCUGGGUGUCGAAACACAGGAGCCUGAUGUCACGAUCAAAAGUGUAGUAUGAAAGAUUGGAAUACUGCCAGCACCAUGUUCUCCCAUCAAAUCAUAUGAAGUUUUCUGUAGAAACAGGAUGCGCAAUGUUUUGUUUUGGUUUUGUUUUCUUUGCUUUUUGAACUUGAUCAGACCGAGCUGACCUCACGGCUCGGUUCACAACACCUGUGCUUCAUAUUGAUGUAAACAAUUUAGGGAGGAGGGACAGUAAAGGAUCCCCACACGUUAAGUCAUAUGGAUUUUAGGUACUGCAUGAUGUUGAAUAGAUUCAAUUUCCAGAGCUCUGACUUCAGACAGAUGUCCCAGAGAUCUUAAGAUCCACUCCACAGGGAUCAGAGUCUGACUGCAAACUGACCAGUUAAAUGACUUGAUUUAUAUCAUUUCCAACAGCCCAAACGCAUUUGUUGGCCUGGAACAGCCAAAGGAAGAGACACUGUUCGCUUCUACCCAUUUCUUUUCAGUUUUGCCCCUGAAGCUUUGAUUUUUGGACACCUCAUGAAUUCACUAAAUAAAGAGGGAGCGUGUGCACGUGAAGGAGAUGUCAUAUCUACAACAUUCCAAAAUGUAGUGCAGUCAGCCUGCUGCAUUGUAUGGCGGACAGUUAGAGAUCCAAAUAAUGACUUUUAUGGUUUGUGUUAAGUCUAAGAAAUAAGAGUUCAGUAUUGAUGUAAUGGUAUCAUGUUUGUGGAGCGCACUGUUGAUUAAUCCUCAGGGCCUGAGGGGCUUUCUGGCAGCACUGGGUUACCCGUCACCACAUCACAGGGAGGACUAUGGAAGCUGAUUGUAGCAAACAAAAACAAAAAAGCUUAACACCAUUGUUCAUUUUAAGGAUUACUGAAUUCACAUUUUAAUUCUCAUCGAAAAGCAUUAUUAUAGCAUCGAAAUGAAACUACUCAUCUCUGUUUUGGUAGCUUGAAUUUUUUCGAGCCCUGCAAAGGGGUACGGAGCACACCUCAUCUUUACUCUUGUUCAGUGGGACUGUUAAAAAGCAUCACAAGAACUCAGGCGUUAGCAGUUUGGCUCAUUUGUACUGUUCUGAUAGCAAAACCUGUGCGUCUCAGACCCGGGACUGAUCGGAGCAUCUGGAUAAAAUUUCAAAUUUAUCAUCUGGGAACCAUGGUAACACAUGCGUGUCAGCCUGUGAGUGCAGGGAUUUUUCCUGACACAUCAGGUUAAGAGAGAGAAGUGUUGGCCACCCACUAUUACCUCAUAAUGUUGCAGUACAAGAUUUCUUUCUGCUAUUUAUCUGUUUGGCCCUGUUUAUAACAUACCACAUCCCAUAUGGUCUUUUUUUUAAUCUGACUUCAAAUCAAAGUGCCAUGUUGUAGUACUUUUAGGUUUAGUGGUGUUGACAUUUCACAAUCAGGUGUUCAGUUGCUACAGUUUGCUUCCGUAGAAAACUGCUGGCGUUGUUGCACGCUUGCGCCUUGUGUACGACGCCACGGGUGCCGUCUAAUCGGCUACGUUAAGGAGCUACAGUGUGGACCGAAAGCUUCACCUCCAUUCAGAGUGGCCCUGGGAUUCUCUAACUGAUGUUUAAUGUUAUUUAUUGAGUUGGGAAAGAGAACGCUGACUUUUUCCACUGCAGUACUGUUGACAUAGAUACAGAGUGUGUAUGUCAGUCAGGUUACACUACAGCCUUAUACAUCCACCAACAUGACAUUCUGUAAACUGUGUUUUAUUGUACCGGACUCUUAAAUAUAUCAGGAGCUGAUUCUUGCUUGAACAGGAAAAUUAACAUGAAUAUAAUGUGUAUAUAUAAAUGAAAGGUAAAGUACUUUUUACUAUGUAAUAAAUAUAAUGUAAAAAUAGUA